CGUAACUGUGCAUUGAAAAGCAUCCGGUUGUAGGAAGAGAGGGGGCACAAUAUUUCGUUUAGCCACCAGCCGUUGAAGCUUGCCGGAUUUACGAGAUGGAAAGUGUCCUCGAACCUCUCAAGGAGUUUUCAAAGAACAGUGUGCGUCUUGUCAAGCGGUGUACGAAGCCUGACAGGAAAGAAUUCAACAAAAUCUGCCUACAGACCGCAUUGGGAUUCAUCGUCAUGGGCUUCAUUGGCUUCUUUGUGAAGCUGGUGUUCAUUCCCAUAAACCAGAUCAUUGUGGGCGGAAGCGCGGCCUCAUAGACUACCACUGACUGCAGAUCCUGAGGAUCUUGGGGCGGACUGAGCAAAGUGCUUGGAAAAUCUGUGGCGCUCCCACAGCAGCGUUCAGACCUCUGAAGUGUGUACCGGACGCCAAAGGCCUGUGCUGCUUUCCAUGAAGCACAUGGUUCCUCAAUAAAGAGUUGUAUGCCGUGCUUGGUGAGCUGGGCGCAGACAUAUUUGUGGUCUGCACAUCUUGGUUAUGCCGGCCUGCGCAUCCCAGAAGAUUGCUGCUGUGGUUGCUUUACAACUUCAGCAAAUUGUUCUGGGCUGAUUGGUUGCUGUCAUUCGUGACAUGCUGUCAUAUAUUCAGGAAUUCUAAAAACAAAGCAAUUCGUCAAGGGAGUCCCCCUGGGCAAGGGUUCCUUUUUUUUGAGGUCCGCAAAUCAACAUAAGAAGACAUCUGUAGAGUUGCUAGAGGGCAUGCUGAGAGAGUGCAAAGAAGCUGCAUCCAUGCUGCGCAAAGCCCAACUUGGUUGGAUUGAAUCCCGUUCUUAUCUUCUUAUCGAAAGCAGAGUCGGACUUGUGGAUGCGCAAAUACUCUUGAGGGCCAGCAUGGGCUGAAAGACUGCAGCUGCCAAUCAAUGGCAGAAUUCAUCGUGGCAAUGUGACAGCAGGGGUUGCAGACAAUCGUAAAGCACUCCAAAACAGUGGGUUUGCAACCAGGAGCUGGCAUGGGCUGUUGCUACUCCCUGGAUUCGCAGCCCUGGAUGCCCAGCAGCUCUGAGGUGUCAAAUCAAGCUGCAUGUAUUCAGCUACCACUCCCAAAUUUAACUGUACGAAUGAC
Messenger RNA from Coccomyxa subellipsoidea C-169, 1110 nucleotides. Its product is annotated as secE/sec61-gamma protein. Gene Ontology annotation, biological process: protein targeting; post-translational protein targeting to membrane, translocation. Bases 96 to 305 code for a protein of 69 amino acids. Gene Ontology annotation, cellular component: membrane; Ssh1 translocon complex. Lineage: Eukaryota; Viridiplantae; Chlorophyta; Trebouxiophyceae; Coccomyxaceae. The record is from RefSeq and is a predicted model, not a curated record. The transcript has 4 exons. Gene Ontology annotation, molecular function: transmembrane protein transporter activity.